AUGAGUGAAGAGUUGCCUCUCAUUGAGGCGCAUGCGAAAUCUCCGAGCUCAAUUAUUAUUGUGAAUGUUGGCGGAAGACGGGCAAGAUUGAAUCCUGAAAUUAUCACACGACGAUUAGCUACUUCGCGACUUGCAGUCUUUUGCGAGAAGAGUCAUGUUGAGCGAUUAACAGACUGUGAUGCUUACUUCGAGUCAACUGCCGAAUAUUACUUCGAGCGUUCUCCUAUCAUUUUCGAGUAUGUAGUCGACUUCUAUACUACUGGAAAGCUUCAUCGUCCAAUGGAUAUCUGCCCGAUUCGUCUUCGAUACGAACUCGAUUAUUGGCGAAUACCGACACCAUUUAUGUCGCCAUGCUGUGUUCUUGAAGAAAACAACAACGUAACGUCUCGAAUUCAAGGCGAAAAAGCUUAUGUCGACUCAUCAAUGCCUUCGUCUAGUUUCGAGAAAGUCGUUCUUGGACCGCAACGGCUUAAGCUUUACCGUCUUAUGGAAAAUCCGCGAUCAUCUUUUGGAGCAAAAGUGUUCUCGAUUAGUUCUGCAGCGUUCGUGCUUCUAUCGCUUCUCGGGCUUGUUUUGAGCUCGAUGCCCGAAUUGCAAGACGCUCAUAAAGAGCCGCAUUAUCUCUUGAGAUGGCUGGAAUUAUUGUGCAUGGUGUACUUCACCAUCGAAUAUAUUGCCCGGUUACUUGUUAAUCCCAAGAAGGCCGAAUUCAUUCGAUCACCUUUAAACGUCAUUGAUCUUCUUACCGUAUUGCCAUUUAUGAUCGAAGCGUUCAAUGAACUCCAAUGGAUGAAGGAAUUUCGAGGAGCAAUGCUUGUCGUUCGUGUAAUGCGACUCGCUCGUGUUGCCAGAAUUUUCAAACUGGCACGAUACAGUACCGGAUUACGUGCGUUUGGAGAAACGAUGAAGAAAAGUGCAGCCGAGUUGAGUAUGCUCGGAAUGUUUCUUGUCACUGGAAUAAUGCUAUUCUCAACAGCGAUUUACUUUUUCGAAAGAGAUGAACCCAAUUCGAAAUUUUAUAGCAUUCCAGCGGCAUGCUGGUGGUGUGUUAUCACGAUGACAACAGUUGGAUAUGGAGACUUGGUCCCAAUAACUGCAGGCGGAAAAGUUGUUGCUGCCCUCGCAUCGGUUUGUGGAAUCAUCGUACUCGCAUUCCCUAUUUCAAUGAUAAUCGAUAAAUUCGCCGAAUCGACUGGCGGAUGGUCGGGCGGCCCUGAAACAGAAGAUGAAGAACACGGACGCCACAAUGGUGGCCCACCAGCAAAGAAGAAAAGCAAACGAUAUGUUGGAUUUUAA
Messenger RNA from Caenorhabditis bovis, 1296 nucleotides. The record is from the annotation of a GenBank genome assembly. Lineage: Eukaryota; Metazoa; Nematoda; Chromadorea; Rhabditida; Rhabditidae.